This is a messenger RNA of Sinocyclocheilus rhinocerous, 3881 nucleotides long. Its product is annotated as trichohyalin-like. The record is from RefSeq and is a predicted model, not a curated record. Gene Ontology annotation, cellular component: sperm head-tail coupling apparatus. Lineage: Eukaryota; Metazoa; Chordata; Actinopteri; Cypriniformes; Cyprinidae. The transcript has 26 exons. Bases 1 to 3381 code for a protein of 1126 amino acids. Gene Ontology annotation, biological process: spermatogenesis.
AUGGCGGGUUCUCUGGACGACCAAGAGCAGAGACUGUGGGAUCUGCAGAGAGAGCUGCAAGAAAGCCAGCAGGAGCUCCAGAGGGGACACGAUCGCAACCAGCAGCUUCUCAGGCAGCUGCAAGAUGCCAGGAAGCAAGAUCAGGAGCUACAGGCUCAGCUCUUGGAGGUGAAAAGGAAUCUGGUGAAGCUGCAGGUGGAGAAUGAAGCUCUACUGGAAAUCAAACGACACCAGGCCACUGAGGCUGAGCAGAUCCAGAGGCUGGAGGAGGAAGUGUCCAGGCUGAAAUCUCAGCAUAGUUCAGUCAGUCAGCAGGAUUGGUGUUGGCUCCGGAGGGCACGGGAGGAGCUGAAAGCAAGAGAGGAGGAGUGGAAGAAAGAGAGAUCCUUCUUUCAAGAGCAGCUCAAUGGCGUCAGAGAGGAGCUCCACCGCGCCAACCUCAGGGAAGAAGAGCAUCGGCUGAAAGUGCUGCAGAUUGAUGAACUCCAAAGAGAGGUUGACAAGACACUGGCACUGCUUGAAAAGGAGAGAGAGGAUUGUGUAAAGACCAAGGAGCUGGAACAACUGGGAGAAGAGCAACUCAAGGACAAGCUGGUAGAAGAGCAGUCCACAGUCUCCAGGCUGCAGCACGAGCUUCAGGAAGCAGAGCGUCAGAGGAAUCUCCUGGGCACCAGAGUAGCUGCGCUGAACUGUGACAUCCAGCAGAAAGACUGCAGGCGGCUCGCAGAGCAGGACGAGGUGUCCAGUAGAGAUGACCUGCAGGCCGCUCGGGAGAAUCUGAUCGCUUCACAAGAGGAGCUGGCAGAGCAGAUGCAGCAGGUCAAGUCUAGGGAAGUGGAGGUUGUGCCCCUACAGAAGGAGGUCAGCAGACUUCAGGAGAUCCUGAAACAGAGAGAGGAGGUGAUAGAGAAGAACAAACACAACACGGCACAGCUCCAGCGAGAGACAGACUCCCUUUACAAACAGUGUAAAGUUCAAAAGGACGAGCUGUGUGAUCUGCGAGAGGAGGUGCAGGAACAGAAGGAGAGCCGGGUGAAGGAGGUGCAGGCCCUUAAGGAAGAGCUGCAGAGCACACAAAGUCAUCUGCAGCAGCACAGAGAUAACCUGGAGAGUCUGUGCCGAGAGCUGGAGACGGCCCACAGACAGCAGAGAGACACGGAGGACGAGGUCUCCGGCAGGGUGGCAGCUCUCCGCAGUCAGGAUGCAGAGUUGAUUCAACUAAAGGUAGGUCUACUGGAGGCUGAGAAACUGGCCACAGACGCAGAGGCACGACUGCAACCUCUUAGCGAAUCCCUCGAGCUCUGCAAACACAAGUACCAGGCCUGCCUCAGCAAAAUCGCACAACUAGAGAACACACUGCAUGGCCGCGAGGAGGACCUGAAAGAGGCCCACAGUCAGGUGGCACAGAGGGAAGAGCAGGUCCUCCGUCUGAGGGCUCAGGUUGUAGCUCUGCAGGGAGAUCUGCAGGUACACUGCGCCCAGCUGGAGAGUGGAGACGAUGCCCUUGCCGCACUAAGCCAGCAGCUCCGAGACACGCUGGGAGAGCUGGAGCACAGCCGUAAACACAGCCAGGAAUGUGAGCUGCUCAUCAGCUCUCUCAGAGACACUGCUGCUACCCUUCGCCGACAGGCUGAAGAGCGGGAAGAGAUGGUAGUGAAGACACAGGCUGAUUUUUCCAUCUACCGGGCCACUCACGUUCACUCCGACUCAGACUACGAAUCCCAGCUGUCCCGCGUUCAGGAACUAGAGCACGCGCUGUUCCAGUCGCUGGAGCGCUGCGGUCAGAGCGCCCAGGAGUUGCGGGUCUGCCAGCUGGAGUUGGCACGGCACCGAGAUGCCAGUACGGCAGAGGUGCAGCGUCUGCAGGAGCAGGUGAGAAAGCUCCAGGCGGAUGCAGCGGAUGAGGGCCGGAGACGAGCACAAGUUGAUUCUCUGGAACAGAAGGUUGCUAGUCUGGAAGGAGAACUACUGGCAGCUCAAAGGCAGUGUGACCAGGCUAUCCAAAAGAGAGAUGCCCUACUUAGACAAUCCGAGGCUGAUCUUCUGCAGGCGCGGGAGAAGAUCCGAAGCAAGGCGGCGGAGGCAGAGAGGCAGGCCAUCUAUGCUCGAGGGCUAGAAGCUGAUCUGCAGAGAGCCAAGAAAGAGAAAAGGCAAAGGGAGAAAGAGUGUGCCUCACUCAAAACGCAGAUGCUUCAGCUCAGAGAACAACUGAAGGAGGCUCACGCCACCUGCAGAGACACGGCUCAGGAGCUGACACAGCAGCAGCAGAAAGUGCAGCUGUUGGAGAGAGGUCAGCGUCUGGCUAAGGAGCAGCUCUCAGAGCGUGUGACGGAGGUGGUGCAGGCAGAGAAAGCCCAGAGGAGACUCCAGGCAGAGCUCAAGAGAAUAACAGACAGUCUGGAAAGCACCCAACAGGAGCUGCAGGACUCACGGAGGCUGCUGGAGCGUGUGAAGACAGAGGCCAGCAGCAGCAGACAGGAAGCCGUGAGACUCCAGCAGGAGAAUCAGCAGAUCCAGGAAGAACUGGAUGUCAACAGAGAGACCCUCUCAGCCCUGCAGACUAAGAUGUGUGAACAGGAGAAGCUUCUAAACACACAUCAGGAGCUUGUUUCUGAACUGCAGCUCACCAUCCACAGACUGCAGGAAGAAGAGGUGAACAGCCAGACUCAGCUGCAGCUGUGCAGGAGAGAACUGGAGACCAGAGAUGAGCAAGUGCAGAAACACUACCAAGAGAUGAGCGCUCUGCAGGCUACAGUGUCCAGGCUGAAGCUGGAUCUGGAGCAGGAGCGGGAGAUGUGGCGGCAGGGGAUACGAGAGGCAGCCAAGGCCGAUCAGAGAGGGAGAGAGCUGAGACUGGAGCUCAGCACAGCACAGGCCUCUCAUAAAGAGUAUAUGGAGCUGCUGGCUGAGUACAGUCGAGAGGUGACGGCCCAGAGGAGUGAGCAGGCCCGUCUGCAGCAGUGCCUGAUCCAGCUGACAGAGGAGAGGGAGACUCAGGAGGAGAGAGUCAGACAGAUGAGCGCAGAUCUACAGAGAGCGCACAGUGAGAGCAGGUGCUCUCAGGAGGAGGUUGAGGCUUUGCUCUCACAGAUGGACGCUGUCAAUCAGAAGUACAGCACAGCUGUGUGUGAGGCCGAUGUUUUGCGGCAGUGUUUAGGAGACGCACGGAGUGACAGCUCUCGACUUCACAGGGAAAGCGAGCUCGUCGUGACCAAUGUGAACCAGUGGGUGAAGGAGCAAAAGCACACUAAUGAGAAGCUGGCACUCAAGAUCAAAGACCAGAGCAGGAAGAUCAUCCACCUGACAGCUGAGAGAGAUCACCUUCAGGAGAAUGUGAAGGGUUUACAGGGGGAAAUCAGGAGGCUGAAAGCAGCUGGAUAAAGAGAGAAUGGAAGCAGAGCGACUGAAGUGAAGAAAGAGGAAGAAGAAAGCACUUCCUGACCACCUGCAGCGCAAGUCUGUGCCAGUCAGUGCCUGUGUCUGGAUCGACGUCAAUGGCUACAGAACGGUUUUCAGCAAACCAACUGUCUCUUGGAUCCCUUCUUAAUCACUGACACAAUGAGUUCUAGAAAAACAUGAUUAUCAAAUGAUGGCUGAUAAUUGACCUUACGACAGAUAAAUGACUGACGGCCCAAAUAGCCAAUCAAAUCAAUUCUCUGACUUGUGUCUGUCAAACUGACUGAAUUGUAGACUGCAUGAACAACUAAGCUUCUGAAUGAUCGUCCAAAAGCAAAACAUCUCUAUGUUUGCUCAAAGGAAAGGAAUAGUAGAAUACAGAUUUUUCAAGGUUAAAGGCAGGUGCACAGACCCCAAGUAGUUCAAGCAUGUGAAUUUUGAUCUUUCUGUUGUUAAUGCCAUGCUCUACUGUCUGAGCUUCAGAA